AUGCCAGAGAAACGUUUAACACGCCUCCUCAAGUCGAAGCUGCUACGGCGAUCUUCGAUACCCGCGGUACCAAAUCCGGACAUUGGGGCGGACCCGCGCGUCCACCCAAAUUCAACCUCUGGCAUCUCCAGAACUCCUCUCUCCGACUCCGCGAGCGAAAAAUCCCCAUACAGCGUUUUAUCGUCCGCGGCCCAAUCCUCCGUCAAUACCGCCUCGGGUCCUGACGCGCAUGAGGGACAGGGUCACAAGUCACGACGGACCAAGCCCAGUAAUUCAUCCCCGCUGCACUCGCAACACCAGCUUCAUCGAUAUCCUUCAUCGGACGCUGUAGCCAGUAUUCCUCCCCCGACCGAGCCGAAAUACUCACUACCGCCUACCCCUCUCUCCGAAGAGCUCUCUUCCCCCCUCGACAGCCCGAUCCCAACUCCGUCACAUUCCGACGACACGUCCCUGCAAGCCACGCAAGUCAAAUUUCGCAACUCAACUCUAGUUGAACAUCCAUUGGACCCGACUCUUGAUACCGUUGUUGAGACUCCCCCGGAAGAUCGUCGGAAAUCUGCGUCUUUUUUCCCUGCCCCUUCCAGUAAGCGACCUAGUCUUGCUGUUCGUCGUCAGUCUCUUCUCCCCGCAUCACAUCAGAACUUGAUUAGUGGCCUGUUGGAGCAGAGUCUCUUCUUCCCCACUCAAGGUGAACCGGGCAGCAGUCGCACACCCAUAGCUGCUGCCAAGAUGGUCCAUCGUCGAAUUUGGGUGAAACGGCCAGGUGGCUCGGCUACGCUGGUGCCUUGUUUAGAAGAUGCGGUGGUGGAUGAAUUGCGCGACCAAGUCAUUGCGAAAUACGGCAACUCGCUGGGCAGGACAUUUGAUUCCCCGGAUAUUUUGAUACGGAUCCUAGCACGCGACAGCGCAAAUCGAAUCACAACCCCAGAGCGGCUCUUGAGCCCAGAAGAGCCCUUGUCGGCUGUCCUAGACUCAUAUUACCCCGGUGGCCAAACUAUUCAAGAGGCCUUGCUUAUUGAGGCGCCAACACGCCGAACCCCAAAGCCAUCACCACGACAUACCGGAUAUCACCAUCACCACCCUUCCGAGCCCGGCGAGCAUGGCGAAUAUUUUCCCCUCAUGCCUACCAAUGUCAAGGUCCCGACCCCACCCACGCAUUCGUCGAGUUCAGUAAAUAGCGCGCCAUCUAUCUCGAUUCUCACAACCGGCGUGCCGCCGCCACUUGCAUCGCCGGGGUCCCGAGCUCGUCAGCACCGUCGGCCGGCACUUCAGCGCCAUACGACUAAUUCACCGACCAUGCUUGGUCAAGCGCCCACAGUGACGGAAUCGGGAAUUUCUCCUCAUUCCCAACCCCCUCCAACCAUCCCGGCCCAGAGCGUGCCCACGCCCCCAGCGACAGUGGUCGAAUCUCCGCAAGUGAAGUCACACACACCACCAGCAGCUGUUGCAUCACCGAGAAACCUCCGGAAGCCUAAAAGCGCUGCAUCACCAGGAGCCGUUUUUGGUGGAUUGAUCGAUGGCACCGUACCGCCAAUCAACGUUCUCAUUGUAGAGGACAAUAUCAUCAAUCAAAAGCUAUUGGAAGCUUUCAUGAAACGUCUCAGUGUACGGUGGAAGUGUGCAGCUAACGGCGAGGAGGCUGUACGGAAAUGGCGACAAGGUGGAUUUCACUUGGUUCUUAUGGAUAUUCAGCUGCCCGUCAUGAACGGCUUGGAUGCCACCAAGGAGAUUCGUCGACUGGAACGACUCAACGGAAUUGGUGUCUUCUCCAAGACAGCGUCUGGUCGUUCCAGUGCUUCCAGCGCCAAUGAAUCUGAAAAAAGGCCUGGACUUCAUCGCUCUGUCAGCGAGGAAGACACGCUGAAAGAUCUAUCGCUGUUCAGGAGUCCGGUUAUUAUCGUUGCAUUGACAGCCAGCAGUUUGCAAAGUGAUCGUCAUGAGGCAUUGGCUGCUGGCUGCAAUGAUUUCUUGACCAAGCCUGUGGGUUUCCCGUGGCUCUCACAAAAGGUGACCGAAUGGGGCUGCAUGCAGGCCCUGAUUGACUUUGAGGGCUGGCGCAAGUGGCGUGGCUUCAUGGACUCUCCCCGGUCCAUGUCUCCCAAUCACAAUAGCGCAGCCAGUCCCAUGCAAACUGGCACUCGCGAUCCCCCGCAAGCAGAAGCCCCAUCACCAUCCAUAACUCGCACCAAGUCCAAAGCCAAGAUCAAGCGCCCUCAUCUACCUGAUGACGCUGAAGUAUUAAGGGAAGAUUCAUGGGGAAGUGCUGGUACCGGCGAUUCCACCCCGAGCGCUGACGCAACUCCAGCAGAGUCAGAUAAGCCUUUUGAACCCUCCGCCACAUCUGAGCAAUGA
Messenger RNA from Penicillium odoratum, 2352 nucleotides. RefSeq lists its product as uncharacterized. Gene Ontology annotation, molecular function: protein kinase activator activity; phosphorelay response regulator activity. Lineage: Eukaryota; Fungi; Ascomycota; Eurotiomycetes; Eurotiales; Aspergillaceae. The record is from RefSeq and is a predicted model, not a curated record. Gene Ontology annotation, biological process: osmosensory signaling via phosphorelay pathway. Bases 1 to 2352 code for a protein of 783 amino acids. The transcript is spliced from 3 exons. Gene Ontology annotation, cellular component: Mcs4 RR-MAPKKK complex.